This is a messenger RNA of Onychomys torridus (southern grasshopper mouse), 1268 nucleotides long. RefSeq names its product histone H3.1 (gene H3-4). Gene Ontology annotation, molecular function: DNA binding; structural constituent of chromatin; protein heterodimerization activity. NCBI's taxonomy places the organism in Eukaryota, Metazoa, Chordata, Mammalia, Rodentia, Cricetidae. The transcript is spliced from 2 exons. Gene Ontology annotation, cellular component: nucleosome. Bases 264 to 674 code for a protein of 136 amino acids. The record is from RefSeq and is a predicted model, not a curated record.
UGGCUGGCGGUUUGUCCCCACCACUGUCCGUGUUAGGCGCUCGGUUUCCGUGAAGUCUCAACUAACAUCUCUGGAGGCAACACCACCCGGAGAGAAUAUAAGGGGCAGGCUGUAAAGAGGUACGCUCAUAGACCAAUCAGAGUGCAGCAUUCGAUCAUGCCACCUGGUGGGCAGCCAAUAGGAAUGCAGCGGGCUCUAUAAAAGCGGUGCUCACAAGCUGUUUUGCGCCCUUGAGGAGCAGGGAAGGAAGGCGCUUCAGCGGGAUGGCACGCACCAAGCAGACCGCGCGGAAGUCGACGGGAGGCAAGGCUCCACGCAAGCAGUUGGCCACGAAGGUGGCUCGCAAGAGUGCACCGGCCACUGGUGGCGUGAAGAAGCCGCACCGGUACCACCCUGGUACGGUGGCGCUGCGUGAGAUCCGCCGCUACCAGAAGUCGACUGAGUUGCUGAUCCGCAAGCUGCCAUUCCAGCGCUUGGUGCGUGAGAUCGCCCAGGAUUUCAAGACGGACCUGCGCUUCCAGAGCUCUGCCGUGAUGGCGCUGCAGGAGGCCUGCGAGUCCUACCUCGUGGGGCUCUUCGAAGACACCAACCUGUGCGCCAUCCACGCCAAGCGGGUGACCAUCAUGCCGAAGGACAUCCAGCUGGCUCGUCGCAUCCGCGGAGAGCGGGCUUAGACCCCACAGGCUCCUGAUCCUUGCGUUGCCACCAACCCAAAGGCUCUUUUCAGAGCCACCCACUAAGUCUGAAGAAGUGGUUGUAACCUUCCAGAUCCGGUCUCUUGCGCCCUUGGUGUGCGGACAGCGGGCAGGUUGGCUGGAAUCGGCUUAGCUGCGAACCCUUACCUGUUAACCUGCUUGGUCUGCAGUUCUGUCCCCAGUUUAACUAGUCCUUCGCUUAAAAGGUGUAGUAGCCUGAACAUGGUAACACAAGGUUGUGGUGGGAACUGAGUUCAGCUUCCACAGGCGGCAGAUACACUGCCACAACUAUGGUGUGUGUUUGCAUGGUGUGCUGACUGGAAGUCUGCAUUAACUCAUCCAGUUGUGUUAACCACGCAUUAUUAGAAGUCCAGCAAACUGCGCUUUGGAUGACUUACUUGGUUUAAGAGGCUGGCUACUCCUUUGUGUCAAAAGUUAGCCUUUCUCUUGUGAUGGAAAGCACAGUAAACUUCGUGCUUUAUUAAACUCUAGUCUGUGUUAACUUUGCCUGUCUGUUAGCACGGCUAAGAAAAAAGUUUCCAGGGACACAUCCAGAGGAUCCUGUGUUGUAUA